Molecule: messenger RNA, 1380 nt
Organism: Kwoniella shivajii
Lineage: Eukaryota; Fungi; Basidiomycota; Tremellomycetes; Tremellales; Cryptococcaceae
Exons: 4
Coding region: 1-1380 (459 amino acids)
Source: RefSeq, a predicted model, not a curated record
AUGCUUUCAAGUAAGCUUCAAAGUCGAGCGGAAAGCCUCCCACCCAAUCUUACAAAUGACAUCGUGCAACGUCUCAGAAGUGCCAGUGUCUACAAUGAGAGUGAAGAAGGGUCUAGCAAUAAAGCUGGCGAAGAAGCUCAGAAAGGAUCAGGAGAUAUAAACAAAGGGAAAAAGAGGGAAAUCCAGGUUGAUUCAACUUCAACAGAGAAGAAUAAGAGAAUCAAAGAGAAUCAAGGAUCAUCAAAAGGCAAUUCUGUGCCUAUAGAGAUCAUUGAACCUGUUAUACCAAACGAACCUUCACGUAUACACAUCCUUUCCAUCGCCAAAAGUACUGGUGAAUAUCCUUCUCAGCUCCUCAACAUUUACCAUGACAUCCUGAAAACAGAGGAUCCGACUUCACCCAAAUUUCGUCAAGCUUGGAGGUCUAUACAGCCAUUCAUUCCUUACCUUCAAAAACCUACAGAAUAUCCCCUUCUGUCGGUAAACAUAGAUGUAAAUCCACCUUUAACAGACAGCGAGGCUAAAGACAGAUGGGAUGCUAUUCAAUUUAGAGCCAACACUUUAAUUAAAGCUGCAAAGCAAAAUAUAAUAUAUCGACAUCCACCAUCUUUACCGGAUAGCAUCAAUAUUGAUGAGCAGCUUGAAGAAGAUAUACAAUCCAGGUACAGAAAUCAAUGGUACAGUACGUCCAAUAUGGAUUGUAUAAUCGCUACUGAACGUUAUUUCAAUGCCAUGAAUACAACCGAAGUCUACAGCAAGAGGAAGAAGAUUAUUCUGAAAUCGGCAAUCAUGUCGAUACCUGAUCUAGAUUUUCCUCACGACUUCUUGACCAACACUUCGUGGGGUCGUUCAACGUUGAAGUCGAUAAAAGAUAUAUUUAUUGAUUUAAAUACUCAAGAGCCGAUUCCUUUUUCACACUUUGAAAGGAUACUAGGGUAUGCUCACAUUGGCGAUCAAUAUCACUGGAUUGGGAUCGCUUUCUAUCCAACCAAAAAGAACGCUUUCAUCUAUGAUUCUCUGACAAUUUGGAAAGACGAAGAUGUAGUAAAACUACUUUCUCCGAUAGUCCUGAAGAUGCUCACUUGGAGCAAUCUGGAAUAUGAAUUUGGGGAUUGGCAUUUCUCACAUGACACUCUAGUGUUUCAGGAUGACGGAUAUUCGUGUGGACCGUUUACAAUCCUCAACCUCAUGGCUGCAAACAGAAAUCCUAAUCUGAGUAGACCGCUUUCACUCCAAAGAUCUCUCUUCAAAAUCAAUGAGGCUGGUCAUCUAAACCCUGGUCAAAUACAACGUUUAAGGUCUAAUCUGGUGCAAAGGAUGAUUGAUGUCUUCAAUCAGAACAAAGGGUUGUUUGAAUCAGCUACUGGACAAGAUACAUGA